Molecule: messenger RNA, 996 nt
Organism: Symbiodinium sp. CCMP2456
Lineage: Eukaryota; Dinophyceae; Suessiales; Symbiodiniaceae
Source: the annotation of a GenBank genome assembly
AUGGGUUUACAGCACAAAGUACUCGGCGUCCUGUGUUUCCUUGCCUGUGCGAUCCUAUGGCAGGCAACCUACGUUUUCGCACAUUGGCGCACGGGGCCAGUGGCGCAAUGCUUGCGCAAGGACUCCGCUGGCUUCGAGCUCAUGGCCCAAGACAUGGGGCGUUUCUUUCAGAGCCGCGGCGUGUUGGCGCAUCCCUGGGUUCUGACGCUGGUGGCAGCAUUGAGGUAUGGCGCAAACAGCGUGGAAAUAGAUGGCGCUGUCCACACCGUAGACCAUGACAUUGACUUGAGGCUGGUCAUACCCAACAACAUGACCUUCCCGGCACUGAUGGAGGAUCUGGAAGACUUCCUGUGGAAUUCUGGCCACUGGGUGAAGGCGUUUCCCUGUGGGCUGCCGAAAGUCGGGCAGCACAACCCUGCGCUGUUGUUCUUCGGGACGCCCACUGCCGCCGGCUGGAUGCAGGCCACGAACCUCAUGCCGCACGUGCUUUCUCUUUGGACAGCCAAGAGUGCGCCGACGAUGGCACCUGCCGUCGGCUUCAUGGCACAGAUUCUGGGGCUGAUCCUGGCACCUAUCUGGGCCUUGGUGGUCGACGUCGACUUCCACGUGGAAUGGGCUGAGCCCAGCUCUUCAGCCCUAGGUUCGGACCCGUCUCGCUCGGUGCUAUGGGCCGGCCACCGCUGGCCCUUCCCACGCUUCGGGGCCGAAGUCUUCAGAGCCCGUUUCACCGACUACGUUAGCAGCUUGCCCCAUGGGGACCAGAACGUGAAGAAGAAGCUUCUCGGCUUUUGCGAUUUCUACCGGCCACGUUCCCCUCCAUCUUGGCGCGAGGACCUCAGUGAGAGCGCCGCUGCCAAUGCCACGGCGCAUCUCUGCGGGUCCGCACUUCGAUCUGAGGGCUAUUUCAGCUUCUGCGAGCUCUGCAGCGAUUCCAGCAAGGUGCCAGAAGAAAGGGCCCACUGGCCUGAAGACGUCCAUGCGCAGAAGAAGCCACAG